AUGGAUCCCCAUUCUCGACUGAACCAGUUCAACCACCGAACUCCGAAAUCUGGGCCUCCGAAUUCCCGUUUCAUGGAGGCGCCACUACCAAAGCCGACCCUCGCCACUUUCCCUGGCAAGCAACCAAGAAAAUCCUCUGCGACUACCGCCUCAUCCUCGUCCUCGUCUUCCUCGCUGUUGCUCGUUCGUCGGCCAAUCGCGACCAACUCACGCGUCAAGCAGGAUGAAAAAUACCGCAAUGAGAUGUAUCUGUCUUUCAUCACCAGUGCUCUGCAGGAAAAGGCCAAAGGACGGAGCGAACGAUUUGAUGACCUUGUCAAUCAAUUCAAUCCAAAGGCUGCUGCUCAGACGUCGGCCCAGCUGCGCGCAUGGAUCCUGACACUUUCCCAUGUCGUUUCUCGCCUUGAGCGUGUCCAUUAUGCUCUGAUAGAGGCCAUCGUCCGCAUGCCAUGGACCAUUUUGGAUAUCGCUACGGUUAAGUCGUACACCAUCUUCAUUGGAAUGUUGCUCUCUGCGAGACCCGAGUACCUUUCGCUCGUCCUGGGCAUGAUUGCUCAAGGUUUUACCUAUCAGUCUUGUGCUCAAGCCCUCGAUGCAUCCACAGUGUCUGGUCCAGUCACCCGUCGUACUGUUUAUGACAGACUUCAUUACCUUCUUAAACAUAUAUUGUCACUUAUACCAACGCUUCCAUCGACCCUGAUGCCCCUCCUAUCCCGCAAUUUUCCCCACAAGCGGCAAAACAUAGCGUCACAGUCUACCUAUAUUCGCAAUUUGUUGAGAGUCUGCGACUAUUGCCCCGAACUGUCUGACAAGAUUCUCGGGACAAUCAUCGAUCGCGCCAUUCAGAUAGAUGUCGAGAUUCAAGUCGAGCUUGAGGAACUAGAAGAUGCGGAAGCGGAACAAGAUCAAGAAGUCUUCGAGUUGGAUCCGUUUGACGUCUUAAUAGGACAAGAAGGUGAUGAUUCGGAUACGGAUUCAGAAGACGGCGAUGACUUCAGCGACCUUUCGUCUGAUGCUGGGGGUGAUAUUGACCUUGAUAACAAUGGCCAGCCUGAGGCCACCAUCACAAAUGUUCGACAUAUCCAAAAUAUGGUAAAGAAGCUGGACACCAUACUGACACUCACGUUUGAAUAUUUUGACCGGAGCCAAUCUUCGACACCUAAACCACCGUCUCCAUCUCCACCGGAACCACUACCUGCACUAGAUCUCCCACCGUUACCUCCUAUCCCAGCGCUCCAUAUUACAUUCAAUACCCUCCUCGCGAUCUUUGACCGCACAAUCCUCCUUACGUUCAAGUCCCGCUACACACAGUUUCUCCUCUUCUGGUAUACCUCCUUAGAUCCAGACUUUGCUGAUAUCUUCCUUGGUAUGCUCAUUGACCGCUCCCUGAUCAAUCCGUCCACCCCAACCGUUACACGCGCAGCCGCUGCGUCUUACAUUGGCAGCUUUGUUAGUCGAGCGCGGUUUGUGGACCGUGAGGGCGUGCGAACAGUCCUCAGAGUUCUAUGUGAUUUUCUUGCCUCACAUUUGGACAACAUAGAUCAUGCAGACGGCGUGGAAUCAGCGCAGAACAGCGUGUUCUAUGCUGUUUCGCAGAGCCUCUUUUUGGUAUUUUGUUUCCGGUGGAGAGAUAUGCAGGAGGAAGAAGACGAAGAUCUUGCGAAGGCCGAGGGAAAGAAGUGGAUGCGGGAGCUGAGUGUGGUACAUCGAGUAGUGAAUUCACCUUUAAAUCCUCUCAAGGUGUGCUCGCCAAACGUCGCGAUGCAAUUUGCUCAUGUGGCCAACACCGUCGGGUUCAUGUACUGCUACACUGUGCUAGAGUCAAAUAAACGCCAAAAUGCCUUGGCUGCGACCGCUCCAAACCGUAUAUUCACCACUGCUACUGUUAAUGCUGAGCUCAACACGUUCUUCCCGUUUGAUCCGUACAAACUUCCGCGGUCGGGCGUGUAUAUCGAAGGUAUCUACCGGGAGUGGAGUGAAGUGGCUAUUGAUGAAGACGAAGACGACGAGGACGAGGACGAAGGAGGCGAAGUUGAAGAUGAGAUGAGAGAUAUGUUUGAUGAGGGUGGGAUUCCUGUUGUUCAAAAAACGGAGAACGAGGAGGAUCCAGCUACGAAGGGUCUAGGAGAGUCCUUGGGUGCGAUGAGUAUCAGCCCAAUGAGGCCGAGAAUUGGGAUUUAA
Guyanagaster necrorhizus is the source of this 2181-nucleotide messenger RNA. RefSeq names its product RNA polymerase I-specific transcription initiation factor RRN3. Gene Ontology annotation, molecular function: RNA polymerase I core binding; RNA polymerase I general transcription initiation factor activity. Gene Ontology annotation, biological process: transcription initiation at RNA polymerase I promoter. Bases 1 to 2181 code for a protein of 726 amino acids. Gene Ontology annotation, cellular component: nucleus. The transcript is spliced from 6 exons. NCBI's taxonomy places the organism in Eukaryota, Fungi, Basidiomycota, Agaricomycetes, Agaricales, Physalacriaceae. The record is from RefSeq and is a predicted model, not a curated record.